Messenger RNA from Symbiodinium natans, 246 nucleotides. NCBI's taxonomy places the organism in Eukaryota, Dinophyceae, Suessiales, Symbiodiniaceae. The record is from the annotation of a GenBank genome assembly.
AUGGAGAUCGGCCUGGGCCUGGGCCUGGCCUGGGGAAGUUCCGCGACGAGUGCGGCCAGCGCGGCCCUCGCGGCUUCCGGUACAGCUUGCCCGAUAUUCAUGCUGCCAGCAAUGGCUGGCGCAGCGGCGCUGACUUGGAUGCGAGUCUACGAACACUUCCUUUGGCAGCAGGUACUGCGAUCUGCAAGUUACAUAUUCCGACAUGUAUUUGCAUCCUCUGCGGUAAAUGGCAGUGGAAUCUGCUGA